Messenger RNA from Cloeon dipterum, 910 nucleotides. RefSeq names its product G patch domain-containing protein 11. The transcript has 5 exons. Bases 89 to 877 code for a protein of 262 amino acids. Lineage: Eukaryota; Metazoa; Arthropoda; Insecta; Ephemeroptera; Baetidae. Gene Ontology annotation, cellular component: kinetochore. Gene Ontology annotation, molecular function: nucleic acid binding. The record is from RefSeq and is a predicted model, not a curated record.
CGGACUAAACCAAAACAAUCUCAAGCCUCAAGCGUCUUGAAUGGAAUAUUAUUAGAUAAAUUUAUUAAGGUCCUAAAGAUUAUAAAUAAUGUCUGAUGAAGAGGAUGAUUACAUGUCUGAAGCGAUUCUUAAUGCAUGUGCGAAAAACGAUGUACGGCCAGGUCUAACUUUCAAGCAUUCAGCCCAAAGGAAUCAAGAGCUGGAGAAGAGAAAAUCGGAAAAGGAUUUUGAGAACCGUCUGCGCAAUCCAAAAAGAGGUCGACUUGAGGCAGAACGACGGGAAGAGGGCCUUGAAAAACCCAUCGGCGAGGAGAAUAAAGGAUUUGCACUCCUGCAGAAAAUGGGAUACAAGCCAGGAACUUCAAUUGGGAAAAGUAGUUCAAGUGGCAGAACUGAACCAGUGCCAGUUGUCCUGAAGACAGAUCGACAAGGUCUUGGCCGGGAGGCUGCGCUAAGGGAAGUUGAGAAACGAAAAAUCAAAAUCAAGGCUAAUAGAUUAGAUAAACUGUCUGACUACCGAAGCCAGUUGAGCUCAAAGUUUUCCUCCAAAGCGGCGCUUAAGGACCUCCGACUCAGUCAAAUCACAUGCGAGAAUCUGGACUUGAAAAAUAGCAUCGAAAGUCCCCCAUAUCCUUGGUUUUGGAGAGAGAAGAUAAAGGAAAAUGCAGAAGAUGUAGAAACCGAGGAGAAAGAUUUGGAAGAAGAGGAAAAGGAGGAGGAGGAGGAAGAAGAACAAUUAGAGCCAGAAGAGCAGCUGGAAAUGUUGACGCUAUAUUUAAGAAGAACAUAUUUUUACUGCAUAUGGUGUGGCACGCAAUUUGAAGAUGAAAAUGAUCUCAAUCAAGAAUGCCCUGGAAGUACAAGAAAUGAUCAUUGAAUUUGGUUUUCAAAUAAACUCGUUUUCCAAGAA